Molecule: messenger RNA, 949 nt
Organism: Phyllostomus hastatus (greater spear-nosed bat)
Lineage: Eukaryota; Metazoa; Chordata; Mammalia; Chiroptera; Phyllostomidae
Product: eppin-like
Exons: 5
Coding region: 65-625 (186 amino acids)
Biological process (GO): negative regulation of peptidase activity
Cellular component (GO): extracellular region
Molecular function (GO): serine-type endopeptidase inhibitor activity
Source: RefSeq, a predicted model, not a curated record
CAAAGGCAGCCAGACAUUUUCUCGUUCUGGAUCCACCGGACAGACAGGCCAGCUCUUCUUUAGAAUGGCGUUUUCUGGACUUCUGAGGAUCCUGCUGCUGUUCAUCCUUGUCGUGAAUGUCCAAGUAUUUACUCUGAGUGACUUGUUAAUGCCCAAGAGAUGCCCCAAAAGCCAAGAGAAAUGUGAAUUCAAAGAAAGGGAUAUAUGUAAGAAGGACAAAAACUGUCCAGGCAACAUGAAGUGCUGCGUCUUUGGCUGCGGAAAAAAAUGUGUAGACCUCAAAGAAGACAUAUGCAGUUUGCCGAAAGAUAUUGGGCCCUGCUUAGCUUUGUUUCCUCGCUGGUGGUAUGAUAAGAAAAAUGAUACCUGUUACGACUUUGACUACGGCGGCUGCCAGGGAAACAAUAACAACUUCCAAUCCAAAGACCUGUGCCUGAGCGUGUGCUCCAAGAAACACAUAUGCAGUUUGCCACAGGUAGUUGGCCCCUGCUUGGCCCUCCUUCCACGCUGGUGGUAUAAUAUGGAAACUCAGGCAUGCUCCAAAUUCAUGUAUGGUGGUUGCCAAGGAAACAAUAACAACUUUCGAUCUGAAUCUGCCUGCAAGGCCUUCUGCUCAGAGAAAUAGUCGUCUUCUUGACUAGGAUAACCUAACCUGAACUGGGACAACCUCCAGGACCUGGCUCAUAACCCAGUCUCUCUACACUUGCGCUUGACUGAUGCUCCAUAUUGGUUUCCACUGGCCACACCUCGGCUGCCCAGGACCUUGGCUGUUCCAAACACAGAACCCCAGGAUUUGCUUACUCCCUUUCCUCCAGUUCAGCUUCUCUUCAAGCAUAAUGCCCUUCACCUUUUGACCCUUUCUCAGUAUGUGUCCCUGUCUCUUUGACUUUCAGGGCCUCCAUGUAUGCUUUGGAGGCCCCCGUUUCCCCCAAUAAAGUGCUCUGUGAGA